Orcinus orca (killer whale) is the source of this 2693-nucleotide messenger RNA. It is a transcript of the gene PECR, whose product is annotated as peroxisomal trans-2-enoyl-CoA reductase. Gene Ontology annotation, cellular component: peroxisome. The coding region runs from base 1 to 1125 and encodes 374 amino acids. Gene Ontology annotation, biological process: phytol metabolic process. Gene Ontology annotation, molecular function: trans-2-enoyl-CoA reductase (NADPH) activity. The record is from RefSeq and is a predicted model, not a curated record. NCBI's taxonomy places the organism in Eukaryota, Metazoa, Chordata, Mammalia, Artiodactyla, Delphinidae. The transcript has 10 exons.
AUGGAGAGGGGCGGGGCGACGCGAGGCAGCACGAGUGGACUGGACGGGGCGGGGCCCGGGCGGUCACGUCGGCUUUGCCUGGCAGCAGGCUUGAUGCAGCACCAAGUGGCCAUCGUCACCGGCGGGUGUACGGGCAUCGGAAAGGCCAUCGCGACCGAGCUCCUGCAUCUAGGGUUUAAUGUGGUCAUUGCAUCCCGUGAGUCUGAUAGAUUAAAAUCUGCCGCAGAUGAACUGAAGCCCUGUCUGCCUCCUACCAGCCAGGCUCAAGUCACUCCCAUAAAAUGCAACAUCUGUAAUGACAAGGAGGCGAAUAAUUUGGUCAAAGCCACCUUAGACUUUUAUGGUCAGGUCAGUUUCUUGGUAAACAAUGGAGGAGGCCAGUUCUUCUCUCCUUCUGAACACAUCAGUUCAAAGGGGUGGAAUGCUGUGAUUGAAACCAACCUGACGGGCACCUUCUACAUGUGCGAAGCAGGCAAGUGUGAUCAAUCAUCCAAGAAGUCCAAGUGUCUUUAUGUAAAGAUCAUAGAGAAUCCAGAAAUUGUUAUGGGCUCAGAAGCUCCAUGUCAUAAACACCUACUGGUCGUCACCCUAACAUGGCUUCAGGCUGUGUUCACGCCGCCAACCCCAGUCCUCUGCCUGCGCUCCGACCUCCGAAGCCCGAGCCUCAGCUCCCAGCCCCUGCCCGUCCCGGUGGGCGAGCGGACAAGCCUUUUGGGCUGGCAUAGUGGAGCUGCCAGAGAAGGUGUUUACAACCUCACCAAAUCCUUAGCGGUGGAAUGGGCCAGCAGUGGAAUAAGGAUCAAUUGUGUUGCCCCUGGAAUCAUUUAUUCCCAGACUACUUUUAACAACCAUGGUCAUUUGGCAAAAGACUUAUUUGAAGGGUACUUUCAGAAAAUCCCAGCUAAAAGACUGGGAGGUGAUGAGGAGGUCUCCACCUUGGUGUGCUUCCUGCUGUCUCCUGCAGCUUCCUUUAUCACCGGACACUUGGUGGAUGUGGAUGGGGGCCAGUCUCUGUACACACACUCAUUUGAGAUACCAGAUCAUGACAACUGGCCUGAGGGCGUAGGGGACCUUUCUUUUUUCAAAAGGAUUAAAGAGUCUUCUAAGCAAAGAGGCAAGCUCUAGGCUAAGGAAACAUGGAAGUGUCCUUUGUCGCCAAAUACCUUAACAUCUCAACAAUGCACUUCUAUACUUUACAGGAACAUAUAAUCUGUAUGGAAAACUUACAUUCUGAUUUUUUAAUGUUAUCAAUUACAUCUAUGCAAAAACUAUUCCUGAAAUAAAUGCAUUUUUAAGUCCCAACCAAUGCCCUUUAGCUUGUGAUCAAAAAAAUUUUUAGGAAUGGAAGUUAACAUACUUUAUGAUUAUACUUUUUAUUUCUAAGAAUGGUAUUUGAAAAGUGAAAUAUUUCAAAUUAAUGAUAGGGGUAUCAUGACCUCCCAAAAGGAUAUAAUAUUUAAUUGUAAAGGUAGGCAGUAAAUCUAAAUUGUGGCAUCAUUAUGAUUUUUACAACAGAAAUAUACAAAGAAUCAUCUUUGGUGGCAGAUAUAAUACUUUUGGAUCAGUAAAGCUUUAUGUAAUUAUUGCUGUGUGGUUUGUUCAUGAAGCCAAUUUUGUGUAAACCCUCUUAAUUAAAAAGAAAAAUAAAGUCACAAGUAGUAUUUUUUGCAGUGCUUGAUAUGUGUCUUGAUUUCUUAGCCAAAGAUUCCUCUUUCUCCAUGUUUCUCUUUUUUACGCAAAAAAAUUUUUUUAUUUAAAAUUUAUGCAGUUGUAUUAGGGUUCUGCUUUCUUCCUUCAGUUUAUCCUUUCUGGCAAUCAGUCCCGAUUUAUGACGUGCCACCUACAAACUAUGUAUGUUCAUUUCUCCUCUUAAUCAAACCUCUUUAAAGAGACUUAUUCCCUCUUGAAGUGAAGCAGUUUCUUUAUCAGUAACAGUCAGUUCAAAGUAUAUGAUUGACCAAGCUCUGGGGUGGGGGGCCCAGAAUCUGUAAUUUUUGCAGCAUCCCAAGCAGGUCUGGGACUAGGAUGAGGCCAAUGAGCUGCCUUGGGCCCCAUGUAAGGAGGUGCUCACUCCCAGAAGGGAACAAGUGCAAGGCCACCCUUGAGAGUGAGCCCAUGUUCACUUAAACGUUGUUCUCAUUCUGUGAAUGUGGAAAGAUCAGAAAUCUUCCUUUCCUCAUAGACUACAUUUUAACAGUAGCCUUCUGGAGAUGAUAACAUCACAGCUUCUAAGAAUUACAAGCCACAGCUUCUAAGAAUUACAAGCUUCUAAGAAUUACAACCUGUGGCCCUGGCACAGGUUGGUGUGGAAGAUGGAAGAAGCAGGGCUUGCUUUUCAAAUUGCUUCGUGUUGGUGACUGCUGACAACCCCUUAUAUCUCCAUAGGUUGACAUUUGCUUAUUUCUGUUUAAGACAUGGAGGCUGCCCUACGUAGCACUAAACUCAGCUCCAGCUCCUUAUUAGAUCUUCUUGUUCGACUGUCACUGUACAGCUGGUCAUUAUCUGUGCUCUAGAAAUAUAAGUCUGCUCUCCAGGAUUUCUGUGUGUGUCAUAAUAAUGUCUUGUCAAUAAUGUUCUUCUGCUACUGCACUUGGUAAAUUUUGCUGUAGAUUGGAUGUUCCUGAAUAGCCUGACUCAUUCAUUCAGCUAAUAGUUUGGAGCCCCUACUAUGUGCUCAGCGUUAUGGUGGGAGU